AUGUUUGACGCUUCUAUAGUGUUCUAUGUGCUGAACGAGGAGGACAUUUUGUUCGUGUUAGAAAUCACCGAUGCCAUGGCUUUUGACUCGGAUAUAGGAGGAGACUCUGAUGCAGAGGACACAAUUCCUGCAUUACAUUGGUCCUCAAAUUUAUCCUUAGAAGGCAUAGAAGCUUUUCAACCAAAUUCAGAUACAGAAACACUAUCAAUUAAUUCAAAUAGAGAAACAAUAUCAAUUAAUUCGAAUACAGUUACAGGUCAGACAAGAUCAUUAAGAUCUCAAAAAAGGUCACUACAUUUUGAAAAUACAAAACUUGAUUCUAAAAAUGCUUCUACCUCUGCAGGUAAAUUAAUUUUCUUAAUUGUUUCAAAUAUAUUAUACAAUUAUUAA
This is a messenger RNA of Melanaphis sacchari, 390 nucleotides long. RefSeq lists its product as uncharacterized. NCBI's taxonomy places the organism in Eukaryota, Metazoa, Arthropoda, Insecta, Hemiptera, Aphididae. Bases 1 to 390 code for a protein of 129 amino acids. The record is from RefSeq and is a predicted model, not a curated record. The transcript has 4 exons.